AUGUCCGCCAUCCCAGUGUCUGACCUGGGCCUCAACUCGAGCGAGAGCAGAUUCCUCCAGCAACAAAUUGUCGCAAGCCAGCAGGGCAGCCAUUCCAGUCGCGCCGCUUCCCACGCCUCUAGCCAGGGCCGUCUCCUCCUGGAUCCUUCGAGUUUGCAGGCGCUCAGCGCCCAUUUUGAUCGGCUGAUGUACUCGAUACAGCAGCGAUGGCAGUAUCUCUCGCAACAAACCCAAACGGCAACCCAAGUCCAGUACGACCGAGCUGGUAACGCGAUUCAAAUGGCAGACGCAGAAAUCGCCCGCUUCCGAGCCAUCCUGAGCGAAAUCGACCAGCUGGAAGUCGAAUUCGACAAGGUGCGUCGGAUUGGGGAAAUCGUUAAAGGCUUCAAGUCGCGCGUUGCCCACUUGGACCGCCGGAUAUGA
Plenodomus lingam JN3 is the source of this 423-nucleotide messenger RNA. RefSeq lists its product as uncharacterized. The record is from RefSeq and is a predicted model, not a curated record. Gene Ontology annotation, biological process: endosome organization. Gene Ontology annotation, cellular component: BLOC-1 complex. NCBI's taxonomy places the organism in Eukaryota, Fungi, Ascomycota, Dothideomycetes, Pleosporales, Leptosphaeriaceae.